Triticum turgidum subsp. durum (durum wheat) is the source of this 417-nucleotide messenger RNA. The record is from the annotation of a GenBank genome assembly. NCBI's taxonomy places the organism in Eukaryota, Viridiplantae, Streptophyta, Magnoliopsida, Poales, Poaceae.
AUGAGUUCCACCGGAGCAGGCGUCGCCGGCCGCGGCAAGGCGAAGGCGACCAAGUCGGUGUCGCGGUCGUCCAAGGCCGGGCUCCAGUUCCCCGUCGGCCGCAUCGCGCGCUACCUCAAGGCCGGCAAGUACGCCGAGCGCGUCGGCGCCGGCGCCCCCGUCUACCUCUCCGCCGUCCUCGAGUACCUCGCCGCCGAGGUGCUGGAGCUGGCCGGGAACGCGGCGCGGGACAACAAGAAGACCAGGAUCGUGCCGCGGCACAUCCAGCUGGCGGUGCGCAACGACGAGGAGCUGAGCAAGCUGCUGGGCUCGGUGACGAUCGCCAACGGCGGCGUGAUGCCCAACAUCAACCAGGUGCUGCUGCCCAAGAAGGCCGGGCCCAAGGGGGAUCUGGGCUCGGCCUCGCAGGAGUUCUGA